This is a messenger RNA of Toxorhynchites rutilus septentrionalis, 3130 nucleotides long. RefSeq names its product transmembrane protein 62-like. The record is from RefSeq and is a predicted model, not a curated record. The transcript has 5 exons. Bases 469 to 2508 code for a protein of 679 amino acids. Lineage: Eukaryota; Metazoa; Arthropoda; Insecta; Diptera; Culicidae.
CGUUACUAUCAAACAUUUCGAACAAACAUUCGAUUUGUUUGCUCUUGUUUUGACUGUGGUUCGAGGUGGAUGUGUUUUGCUUUCGUCUUUCGCCAAUAAAUUUUUGCAUCGCCACUUGAAAAAGAAAACAACGGUUUGGUUUGUGGGAAAUAACACACAGAAACAGUCAUUGUUUUUGCUGAGGCAGGCUUAUAGUUGAGGGAGAGUGAAGUUUUUGGAUGAACAUACUUAUGUAAGGCGAUGCUUUGAUUGACCCAUCACGAUAUCGGUAAAUCAAAUAUGUGUUUCAAAAAGUUGUAGUCAUUAUUAGAAUUGUUGUGACGACAGUGAAUAAUCAUGAGUAAGCAAACAUUUGAAGAUAAACAGAUUCUUGCAUAGGACGUUUGCGGAAUUUGUUUACGUUUGAGAUAUAGCCCCGAAAUUCAAAACCGCGCAAUUGUGUUGCGAGCAAAAAUUUAUACGAGAGAGAUGCGCUUCACAACUGCCGCAAUCGGAUUGAUUGCGUUUAUCGUAAUAUUUUCGGUGUUUGUAGCGAAUGUCGCAAACCUCGUUGGAAUUGAUAACGUAUUGAGCAAACGGCUGGAUACGGCCUUCAACGUCGGGCGGCAGCGUUGGAAUGUCGACUCGCAGGAACAGCUGAGUGAAGCACUGAAGCUUGACGAUAGUCCCCGUCAUGUGUUGUGGUUUCUACAGAUUUCAGACAUACACAUCAGCUUGUACACCGAUCCGACUCGUAUUCCACAUUUGUUUGAUUUCUGUAACCGGACGGUGGACAUCAUACGACCCGCGGUAGUGCUCGCCUCCGGUGACUUGACGGAUGCGAAAACGUCUAAUUUCCUUGGCUCCCAGCAGCAUGAACAGGAAUGGCGAUGGUACAGGGAUGUGCUGCGAGAUACGAAUGUACUCAACAAAACCGCCUGGUUGGAUAUCCGAGGCAAUCACGAUAACUUCAAUGUACCCGCGCUGCAAACCAAACUGGACCUAUUCACGUAUUACUCCGCCCAGGGGAAGGAUCAUCCUCGAUCGUACUUGCAUCAGGUCACGAAGGACGGUGAACAGUACAGUUUCAUCGCUGUCGAUGCUUGUUUGGACCCGGGUCCGAAGAGGCCUUUCAAUUUCGUCGGAAUGCUUUCCAAAAACGAAACGCAGCACAUAAUCAAUCUAGCGGAGAGAUCUAGAGCCCUGGAUACUAACUAUACUAUAUGGUUUGGACAUUAUCCGACUUCCUGUAUUUUGACGCCAGGUUUGGGAACCAGCGGUAUCCGAAAUUUGAUAAGCAAGUACCAAGAGGGGUAUGCGUAUCUUUGCGGGCAUUUUCACAAACUGGGAGGAGCCGUGCCGCAAAUGUACACCCUGCAGAAUGAAGGUUUCCUCGAGCUUGAGCUGGGAGACUGGAUGAAGAACCGAAUGUAUCGGUUGGCAGCGUUCGAUCACGGUCAGUUUUCGUUCGUUGAUCUGCAACACAAUCAGUGGCCUGUUGUGUUGGUGACAAAUCCGAAGAAUGCGCUUUUCAACAUACCUGGUAAGGAAAAUCCGAGGGCCCAACUGGAAUCCACGCACAUUAGGAUGUUAGUGUUUUCCCCGGCGAAGAUUACCGAAUGCCAGGUCAAAAUCGAUCAAGAUGAAUGGGUGGAUUGUGUCGCCGUCAGUAGGGAGCUAUUCGUGGUUCCAUGGAAGCCGCAGAGCUACGCACGGGGAGUUCACAAACUAUCCGCUUUUGUGCGUGAUGACGAUGGUAGAUAUCGCGUGGUGGAACAGGAGUUCACCUUGGAUGGUUCGAGGAAAAAGUUCAGCACACUGGCUCGCUUCGUCCUGAUGUACGAUACCAAUAAAAUCUUCCAGGUGUUCUUCAGCGUGGCGCUCAUUUUGUGUCUGGUGCCGCUGUGCGUUUUUCGUAUUUGGCAUACGCUGGUCAGAACUGGCACAGUUACCCGUCCUCGUAUUCGUGGCCAUUGUUGUCGCGGUUGGAUUCGAAAGAUGUGGAUACUAUCCACCGUUGAUCGGUUGAUGUUUCCAAUAAUUGGCUACUGUUUGUAUCUCACCUGUGGUCCAUGGUCCUUUGGCGAGAUCAUUGACGGUUAUGUGGGAAUUGUUUUCGUGUGGGGUAUCUUCGUUAACGGAACGUUCCUACCUGGCACAUUGACGUACUUCUAUGGAUUUUUCCAACUGAUGCUCUGUCAGUUCCCGCUAAUGAUUAUUUACGCUAAUAACGCGGAAAAGAGGUUUCUCCGUGGUUCCGCGAAUGCCGAAAAGAAGCUUGGCUUCCUGGCAGUCACCUGGCUAAAUCUUCCCUUCGUUCUGAUCAUGAUGGCAGAGUUGCUCCUUGCGGUGUUCUUCUGGAAUGCCUACGGAACGUUGGCUUUCAUCAUCACACCUCUCCGGACGUGGUCUAUAGUGCUUAAUGUUGUGCUCUGGUAUCAAUCCAAGAACUUACCAGACAAGGCACUCUGUUCGGCCGCAGCUGUGUGGUCCCUGUCACCUGAAUCAAAGGUAGUUUUGUCACAGUAAGCGGACAAUCGAUGUUUCACGUUUGACAAAAUGACAAAAUUAUUCGGUUUCAAUUUUCUAAUGUUUUCAACUACACGGCUCGAAUGGAAUGUGUACCAAAACAAUGUUAUCAAAUAUUCCACAUGCAAAAUAAUAUGUAUGUUUUUAUAUAGUCAUAACCUGGCCAUUAUUAUCAUUCUAAGUGCUCUUAGUUUACUUGUUAUAGUAGUUCUUAAAUCCAAGGAUCACCGACAGAUGUGCUUUUCACUGUCUGAUGAAGGAUAGGUAGAUUGUUCCUGCGAUUCCAUAUGCUACACACUGACUGAACUUAGUAAAAAUGAUUUCAUUCGUUCUAGGCAUGCAUACUGUAACUAUGCAAUAUUGAAGAGGAACUUGUGAGCUUGUACAAGUUCGUAGAGCCUACGAAGUUAGGAAUGACUUAGAUUUAAAUGUGUAAAGUGAACAGAAAUGAUUUCACUUUUUUGUUAUAUCGUCGCACUUACUGCAUUCAAACAGUAAAUAAUUAUAACCUCCGAUAAUUUCUUGAUACAAUGUAUGUGAGCAAAAUGUAUAUUGAUGAUCAGCUGUAUGUUGUUAAAACGAAGAAUAAUAGUAUUAAUGAGUGUGAUAUUUUCAAAUAAAA